Molecule: messenger RNA, 17562 nt
Organism: Lymnaea stagnalis (great pond snail)
Lineage: Eukaryota; Metazoa; Mollusca; Gastropoda; Lymnaeidae
Source: the annotation of a GenBank genome assembly
AUCAUUUGAAUGAUUAAAAGGCAGUACUGUUAUUGCUACACUGAUUCACUGAUUCAUAUGAUAUUUUUAGGAAAUUUAAUAGACAGGCAUAUACAUCAAAACAAUGACAAUAGUAUUAAUGCGUUGCUUUUUUGACGUUUGAAUUCAGGUACACGAGUGUUUCUAGUCAUGGUUAAAACGCAAUUUCGUUAUAAGAAUUCGCUCAUAUUUGUAUCUGGUCACCUGUGACUGUGAAAAUAUUUAUAUUAUUAUUUACAUCUAAUUUAAUUUAUUUAGUAUUAUUUAGUAUUAGUAUUUACUUAUUUAGCCUGUUAUUUAUUAUUAGUGUUUGAAAAAAAUGUUGAUAUAAAUAUGUCAUGGAUAUUCUGUUUAUUUGUUCAAUGUCGUCAAUGUUAAUUGAAGUUAAUAAAAUUAAAAAGUAUGAUUAAUAAAAGUAAUUAGAUUAAUAAGCCUAAAUUAGCCUAUAUUAUAUUUUAUAUAUUGACAUUAUAUUAUAAUUUAUACUAUAAACCUACAUUAUUUUAUUAUAUUAUUAUGAUCUUUCAUUUAAAUAAAAAAUAUCUUUUAAAUUGUCUUAAAACUGUUAAAGCACUGACUCAGUCACUGACGCUGAAACUCACUGAAACAAAGUGAGUACUAGUACUGGGUAAAUCAGUCUCUUUCUCACUCAAUUUCAAGUCCAUCGACAAUUCAUCAAUGCUUAAUUUAGUAAUAGCUAUUUUAAAUUAGUUACAUUAAACUUAAUUAAAUUAAAUUUUAAAUUAAACUAAGUGUUUGUGAAUGUUUUGCUAGACCCCAGCGUUAACAUGUUAGUGAAUGGCAGCCAGAAAUCACCAACCAUCUUUCAAAAAUCUUUAUUAAAAUUAACUUGGAUAUGUAAAUGUAUGAUAUGAUAUUUAACCAGUUCCAAAUUUUUUUAGAUAGGAAACUUGUAUAUAUAUGUAUCGAAUAUUUAUAAUAUAUCGAAGUGGCUAUUCGGACCCGGGUCAGAGAAGUGAGAGAUUGGGAUUAAAAAAUUUUUUAAAAAUAUUAUUGUUAGAUUGUAAGACAAAAUUUGGUAUCAUAUGAAAGAUAAUUGAAUGUACGAUUUGUUUUUAAACUUACUUCUUAUGUUUAACUAAAAUAAACUACCACAAAUGACAUCCGAAUAGCAUUUAGUCUAUUGGGACCCGGGUCCGAAUAGCGGCGAUGCGUUUCCAGUUCCAUUUUUACUACAUGCUAUUUGGAUGUCAUUUGUGGUGGUUUAUUUUAAAUAAACUGAAGAAAUAAGUUUAAAAACAUAAUAGUAUAGUUCAUUCAAUAAAGUUUCAUUUGAAACCAAAUUUUGUAUUACAAACCCUACAAUAAUUUUAAAAUAUUUUUUAAUAAACCCAAACUCUCACUUCUCAGACCCGGGUCCGAAUAGCCGCCGCCAUAAUAUAUAUUAAGUAAAUCUAAUUUAUACUAAUAUGAACUCUUUUUUUUUUUUGUACUGAUGAAAGCGUUCACCGAAAUGUCUACAUUUGGGUUUUAUAAAUAACCAUUAUUAAAGCUUAACGUAUCAUGUUUUAUUUACACAAAUUGUUUGUGUCUAAUUAAUUUUAUUCCAGUUAUAAUAAUAUUACUAAAGUGCACAACCCAAUUUGUCAAUUAAAAAGUGAAUCAUAAUGGGAUAUCAAACAUACAAAAAUAUUUGUUUGGUACCCAGUGAAAGCUUAACCUUUAUAUUUUUCAAUGACUUCAACACGACGUCACGAUCACCCACUUUCAAUUACCAAGGACGUCACAUUGUCGUCAUAGCAAAGAUGCAAAGAACUUUUCUGAAAUACCAAGGACGUCGCGUUGAGAUCAUGUUUCAAUGCUAUAUAUAUAUCUUUAUUCCUUAAUCUAUAGAGAAGUUAAUUAGCCAAUCGGAUAGAGAAUAAAAUAAUACUGGAAUUGUUUCAUCUUGAAUUGCUGAGUCAGCAAAAAUUGAUGCCAAAACCAGCAGUAAUGAAAGGGUUAACCAUUUUAUGAUUUUUUUAAUACCAAGUUUGUCAAUAUGUCUCAGAGAAAUAACUAAUUAUUUGAUAUAGAGAAGAAGCUACCCCCUGUUUCUGUAUUUUAGAAUCUUAAAUUCAAAGCCCGUCUAUAUGCAGGUGUCAUUAAUUUUACAAUUAUUAAAUUCUUUAAAUUUGCCUCAAGUUGGAAUUUCAGAAAAAAUUAGUAAUGUAAACUUUAUAUCUUCUCCUUAGAAAAACAUAGCCUGGAACUUUUUAACUUAAUAAAAAAUGAGAUCUGGAAAAACUUUAAAAAAUUUUACAUUGAUAUCAAAAACAAGGUAUUGGAAAACCCCAUAGUGUGAUAUUAAAAACGUAAGGUUUAGGGACCCAUUUUCAACUAGAUAGCACAACUUUAAUAUCUCUAGAUCCAGCCAAAGGAAACUCAUAUGAACAAAUUAUCAGAUGGCGCUUGCAUUUUUUUUGUGUCCCGUAGCUUUUUUUCCAUGCCUAGUUGAUACAGAAGGCAUGAUAAAAAUUUUACAAUUAAAAAUGGUAAUUUAUCAUAAUGGGUCAGUAGCAUUUUAUUUACAAUGCUAAAUUAUGAUAUUAACAUUUAGGAAAAUAUUAUAGAGAAUAUAUGUUCAUUCAGCCCUCUUGUGAUCCAACUAGUGGGAGGGGAGGUUUCUAUUUUUGUCCACACUUAAUAGGUUUACAAAGCUGGGGGACAGGCUGAAAAGAAUGUGAACUUGGCCCACACUUCAUCUAAAAACUGUUUACAUGGCAGCUGUAUGUAGAGCCAGGUCUCUAUUUUACAUUCAUUCUCUUUUGUUCUAUAACAAGCCUCUUUUGAUCUUCAGCUGUUUCAUUUUCCAAUUCCUGUUCAUCUAAGUGCUAUCCAAGAAAAAUAGCUUGUUCUACAAAGAUGAACUAGCCAUCAUUUAUUCUUCCAACAUUUUCCUCCCUGUGUAAACUUCUAAUUGAGAUAUUACCACAUUAGCUCUUUCAUUGCAGAGCACUUUAAUACAGAGCGUCACAACUCGUGUUCCAUGGCACACUGGCAUUCCACUGUGUGAUACUAGGUGUGCUGCGGCAUAAUGUAUCCAAGAGUGCCAAAAUUAUUCAGUUUAUAAUGUGCUCAUGUGAUUAAAGUAUGUUGACAUAAAAUGCAGUGGCUCAUCUAGGGUUAACAUCAUCUGGGGUGGGCCAAGAUUACUGCCACCCCCCCACCCCCCCCCCCCCCCCCCCCCCCCCCCCAAAUCGAAAAAAACUCUGUAGUUUGCCUAAAAUGCCACCCCUAAAUAUAAUUUUUUAAAAGAUCAACUCGGAAUUACAUUUUUUCCUUGACAUCCAUAUUUCUAUAUUGUUUUUGUCUUAUCACUGUUAUUUAAUUCCAGUUUUUAUCAUGUUCACCUCGUGGGUAUAAUAGAAGAAUGGAGGAAAGAUCCUACAGCAGUCUAGGUCGUCAUGGUACAGUAAACUUUGAUACAUAAUUGCAAUAUAAUAUUUGUAAUUAUUUAUGACAUAAAUGUUAGUUGGAUAUGAAACUUGGAACCUUUAUUCUAAAACUAUGGCUUGAGAUAGAGGACUCUGCCAAAUGAAUUUAACAGUUUAAGAUUUCCAUUUUUUCUUCAGGCUGUUUUGAAAAUAUUUUAAGCUCCAUUGACCAAAAAAAAAUUAUUCUUACAGGUUUAGCAUCAAGUUAUUCUUAUCUUGAUGGCGUUCCAUUUAAAAUUAGUUCAAAUUUCAGGCAAUCGCCAGAGGUAAGCGUAAUAUUAAUUAUAUGUCUUAAAACAAUUUAUUAGCAGUAUGCUUUACUAAUCAGCUUAAUAUGUAAAUUCCUCUAAGAAUGGUUUUUAGUUAUUGUUAAUAUUAUACAGGGCAGUUUUUUUAAUUUUUAAAAUCAAUUUUCUUAACCUUAAAAAAAACAUCAAUUGAAGGCUAAAGAAUUAUUUUCUAGUGAUAUUGCUUUUCAAUUUGAAUUCCAGGCUGUUACUUUUCCGGAACUCACAAGGUCUGAUAUUUCCAAAGUUUUAAGCAAUGAGGUAAAUUUAUUUGCUGUUACUUAUUUUCAUCUUAAUUAGUUUUUAGAUACCAUAUUUUCAUAACUGAUGGUUGCAAUUUUAUACUUUAACUGAUAAAAGUUUAUGUUAUAGGGUCAAGUUAAUUUGUUUGUCUUUGUGUUGUUUUUUUCUACAAAUGUUUAUAUAAAUCUCAUAGAAUACUUAUCAUACAUUAAUUUAUUAUUUAUAUAUUCUUUAAUUGUGUGUCUUCAGUACAUUUAAUAUUUGAAUGUCCAUCCACCUCUUUCAUUACAACUUUUUGUACUAGCUUUAACAGUUAAGGUUGCAAGAUAAUAGUUUUAAUUUCAGACAUAUAUCAUUUGCUUAAAUGGAAAUUGAAGUUUAAUUCCUUUUUUUAAUAAUGUUUUACUUUCAGUACUCAUUUGAAACAGAAGAAGGAGUGCUUAACUGGGCACGUGCAAGGGAAGCAGCAGCCAAAGAGGCAAACUUGAAACAACAAAAAGCAAAAGAACAAAGGGAAAAAGAGAAAAAACUUCAGGAAGCUUGUGUCAGCCACAACAAUGACACAGGAAGAAAUGAAGAAACGCAGGUUGAGGGUUACCAGAUCAGUACAAAUAUGUACGACAUUCCAAGGAAGACCUUACAGCCUGAAGAAGACCAGAAUAAAAUUGCCCCCAAGCCUCAAGUAUUACCUAAACAUAUGUUAAAAACAAUCUCAGAGCCUGGAACUAUAUUAAAACCAACUCCCAUACAUUCUUCCAUAGCUAAAAAAACCAAUGAAUUAGAGAAUAACUCUCAUUUUGAUGUUUCUAUGUUUGAAUCUGAAGAUGACCCAUUUGACAAUCUUGAACUGCAGACUAUCAAUGAUAUGGAAGAGCUUAAAGUAGUUCUUGAUUCAUCUGCUCCAUCAAAUGUUGGAGGAAAUGGUCAAUUACCAUCAGCCUUUAAUAACCCUUCAUCUAUCUUACCCCAAGCUGUUGAGUCAGAUUCAGAAGGCUUUUAUGAUGUAGCAAGUGUGAUACCAGAAAAUACAUGGGUAAAGUUUACAGAUGAUGAACCAGAAAUGAAAUUAAACUGUGACUCACAGAAGAAAAGUCCUGACCAAACUGGGGCUGCAUCUGAGGUCCACAACUCCUGUCUUCAGCCAGCAGAUUCUGAAGAUGGGGAAUAUUUUGAGAUCAAUAACCAGGCUGCUCUAUUCCAGAACAACCUUAUUAAUGGGGCUCACAGUGUUCUAAGUCCAACCAGCUGGCCUUCUCACGGUUUGUCUUCUGAAACCGCCUUAGGAGGAAAACUUCCUUCUCAUAUGGCAAAUAGUAAACUGUUCAGACCUGUGCUGCCACCUAUAGGCAUACCAUUAGACACUUCAGGGGAUAGCACUUCUACUGUUCAAAAUCCACCUCAGUCAACCAACCCCUUUCUUCAGUCAAUGGGAAAUGGCUACAACCCCUUUCUUCACAAUCAACCCAACCCAGAGCUGGGACAAAUUGACAAAUUUUCUGACCAGCCCCAAUCACUUGCUGGUUUUAGUUCUGAUGCUGACAGCCUGAAAUCUGCCAAACUAAUUCCACCACCUGUGGCAACAAAGCCAGUUCUUAGAAACAGACAAUCUGGAUCAGGAGCCAGAAUGUGGUCAUCAGUAGGCCCUUCCUUAGUGUCUUCAUUGGAUGAAUCAAGCACAAAAUCGGAAAUCUUUCCUGGCAACCCAUACAGCAGACAUAGCUUGUCUAGCACAGAUCUUCAGUUAUCAACUUCAGAGAUGGCUGAAUCAAAUAGAAAAUCUCCAAUUCUACAGAACUCAUUACCUGCGGUUCCACAGAAUCCUGCAUCAGUCGUAAGUUUUUAAUUAUAAUUAUGUCAUUUGGACUUAUUUUCUAAUACAGUUAUAAAUCUGAAUGCAGAUAUUUGCACAAUGAAAUGUAAAGAUCAAUUCAAUCAAGUGAUGCCGAUUCCCCAGCUCUUGUUAGAUAUCUAACGUCUUUAACAUCUUCACUGGUCAAUUAUUUUUAAGUUACGUAUUUGUUUGGUCAAGUGGUAGCAAUAUGUCAAUGCCUGGUGUUAAGUCUCAUGCCUGGUGUUAAGCCUCAUGCAUGGUGUUAAGUCUCAUAGCCGAAACUUAAUUUGUUAUAACUAUAUUUUAUGCUAAUUCAUUGAUUGGAGCAAAUUAGGAUAGACAGCCACACUAAUAUCACCUUCCAACAACAAAAAAUGUUAAGGGGCUUUGUAGCAACACCCUCCAUGCAGACUAGGAAUCAAAAUUUUGUUCUGAUCUGCAGCUAAAACUCUUGACUUAAGCUUUCACUCAAUAUUACUUAAGCUAAAUUAGCUCUUCCAAAACUUCUCGACUGCCUCACCAUGAAAGUGAUCUAUUACACAAUUUGUGAUUUCCAUCAAAAGAAGAUACUAAAUUCACUCAGUCCAUAAGUAGGGUAUCAAAAUAAUCAAAAAAAUAUGUGCAUCUAGCCUUUCUCUCGUAAUUAUAACGGGCUUGGAAAAUAUUAUAAUUCCAGAUAGCUAAUAUAGCUUUUGAAAUAGAAUGAUUAUUUUUUUUGAUACAUGACAUUGUUUUGCAUGGAGAAAAUAUUUCUAAUAAAUAAACAUUGUUGUGUUUAAGGUCUUAGGGUUACGCCCCAAAGAAGCAUAUGUGUCUUCCAUGUGGCAUGGAACUUCUGUCUGAAGCAGAUUCUGCUGGAAAAUUUUUUAUUACCAGCAUAUCCAAUCAUUGAGAGCAUAGGGUUAACAUUUAAUUCACUGCAACAAAAAAAAACGAGCUUUUUAGAAACCUUUAGAAACCAAACUUGUGUGAUGAAUGGCCCAAGCAUUGGUUAGCACUUGUAGUACUUUUGUUCUCAUUAAAAAGCUAUAAACCACGACUGUAACCUCUCACUAAUGGUGAUCCAUGCAUUUCAACAGUAUGUUACUAAACGAAAUUUUCUUGAUGUUAAAAACCCUCUAAAAAAAAAAAAAGUAUAUUGACAACCCCAUCUUAUCUGUUUCUAGGCAUCUUGCAUAUGACAACACUUGAUCCAAAGUUCCAGAUUUGUUAUCUGGUAAUUGAGCGAAUCCAGUUGUAAUCCAAACUCUUUUUUACUUCUAUUAUGCUGUCACAAAUAAUCUUCUAUAUUUUUUGCCUUGUGUUCAUGAACUAAGAACAUCACUAUUUAGUGGUAGGAUGAGUUCUUCACUGAUUUUUUUUUUUUUUUUCGUGAUUUAGAAAUCUACUAGUCUAUGCCAGGUUAUAGUAUAUAAUACAUGCAAGCCAUGGAUGUUUUGAUGAGAAGUAUUAAUUUAUGAACAUGUUUGAAAGUAUUUGCAAAGAGUAUUUAAUACUAUUACUAUUAAGGCAGUGUUGUCAAUUCACAGCGUCGAGCUAUGAAUAAAUGUGAAUUGUUGUUAAUGGCCGCUAAUAAUAUUCCUAAUAUAAUUACCUCCGCCCUGUUUGAGAGUCCCAGUCAUUUUCUAAACAUAUCCAUUUAUAACUUUCAUUUGCAACUUAGAAAGCUGAGCAGUUUGUGACUUUUCAUAAGGUUUACAAUAUUCCAUAAAGCAUUGUCCAUCAAUAAAUCAAAAGAACUUAAAUUUUCUUUCAUUCCUGAACCAAAAGAUUUAAUAUUUUAACAUUACAGCAUCCGUUUUUAUCGCACUUGAUGGGGACCCAGAUAGGAAAUUGCAUGUGGCUGCAAUAAAAAAUUCAUUAAAAUUGGGAUUAUUUGUUCUGUGUUUCCAGCAUUUUUUAACCAUUGUCCCAACUGCAGCCAUUAAAAUUAUCAAAAUUUAAUUGAAUUUUAACUAUUUGAAACUAUGGUUACUGUAUGUGUAACACACACAAAAAAAUACCUUGGUAUUUUGAAAAGCAUAAAAUUCUUGUGUGUUUUUUUUUGUGUGUUUUUUUAAUGUCACUUUCACAUGAAACUUUAAUGUGCUUGUACUGUACUGAAGUCUAUUUAAAAAUAAAAACCCUGGGGAAAAUAAAAUAUGCUCCAUCCAUUAUCUGUAUUUCAAUUACAGGUUUAUAUGUGAAUAAGUUUUGGACUUUUACAUGAAAAAUAUAUUCCACAUAAAUCCUUCUUCAUUUUCCUAUAAGUGCUCUUUGAAAUCAUAAUUUCUAACAAAAAUUUGCUUUAAUGAUGCCAGAAUGCAAUUGUUCAUAAUAAAUGGCAAAUUAAUAAGUAUUGCUCUAUUUAUUUAUUUUUUUUGAGGUAAUAUCUAGCGCUACUAUUUUAUUGUUUUCUAGAUAAGACAAUAAAUUCAAACUCAUUUUAUUUAUUAUCUGCAACUGACUAAUUUAAAGAAACUAUAAAAUUCCAGCCAUGGAACAGGCACAGACCUUUACCACCUACACCCUCUCCAACUAUGCUAGAUAACUACAAAUCCAGUCAACUCCCACAAAACCAGACAGCUGGUUUGUCAGAUCCCUACCCAAGCCUCUCCAGAGAGGCCCAGGUCUUUACAAACAGUCUCACAUCUAUGGGCUUUCUAAGAGCAAGAGUGGCCCGAGCUGUGGCUACAUUUGGAAUGGAUGAGAAAGAGGUAAAUAUGAGUCAUGAUAAUUUGAUUUUCCUAGUUGUAUGAAAUAAUAGAUCUUGUGCUAUAUAUAAAGUUGAUUCAGUCGGCACCUGCUUUCAAUAAAUUCAGUAUGCAAUUGGGAGGAGUGUUUCCUUUGUAAUUUUUUUACAGUUUAUUAUUUUAUUUAGAUGCAGGUAUUAGUCAGCCAAAGGGACAAUGUUUAAAUGGCUUAAAUAAUUAAUAUACAUCAGAAGAUUGAGAAUAUUUUUGAAGAAGGCCCUGAAGUGAUAGGAGCCUAUACCUGUUUUAAAAAUUUGAUCCCCAACAGUGUGAUUUUAUCAAUUUUCUCAUGUCAUAGGUUAAUUAUUUACCUUAGAAAAAUUAAAGAUUCAGUUUAAUAUGAGCAUGCAUCUGGAAUGCAUUCUCUUGCCAACAGAGAUUCCUAAUCUGACAGUAUUUAGUGUUCUCCAUUGUUUAUGGCAGUUGUCAUGACCAGGCAAAAACUUCUGUCUUACUUUAUUCUUUGAACAGUGGUUGCAAAUCAAGGAACCUUUCAAGUAAAUAGUAGUACCACCCUAAUAGUACCCAAUCAUCAAUUUUCCCCCAGCACAAGAAGCAAAUUAAAAUUUAUGCACACAUAUCCGAUAUACUUAACAAAGUUAUAUAAUUAUUUUUUUUUUAACAAACUGAGAUAUUUCUAUUAUUUCACUCAAUUUGUAAAGUUCCAUUUAUCAUAGAUUCAAUUUAAUUUUUUUUAGUUCAACACUCCCAUAAUGUAAUUUUUGGUGGAGUUUUUAUGGGGUUAGCUUCACAGAUCUAGUUAGGGAAAUUUGUAUCCAAUUUUGCACUCUACCAAAAUAACAGGAUCAUGCUGGAUGUGACCUUGUGGACAUCUUAAAAAAUGUCUGAAUUAUAAUGAGUGCAAAAGGGAUCAUAAACCAAUUUAACAGUUACCACUGUUUUAUACUAAGUGACAAUUUUGCAACAUAAUUAAUGGAGCAUAACUAGGGGGUUCAAACACUCUUGAUGGCAACCAUUGGGUUUUUUUUAUUUAUAUGGAAAGCUCUUUUUGGAUUUGAAUUUAUUGAUAGUGAUUUUUAUUUUCACUCAUUUAACUUUAUGAAAGGUCCUUGAUCAUUUGAUUGCUGUAGACCAACUUGUUGAAAAGAAAUAUGCACCGGGCCUUGUUGAGUCAGCUUUACAUACUUGCAAAAAUGAUACUGUAAAGGUAAGAGCUUGAACAACACUUUCAUUUUUUAUUUAAUUUGCACUUAUGAGGGAGGAGUUAAUUGUAAAACUGAAGCUGAACAUGUAUUUUUUAAUCGCUCCAUGUCAGGCUCUUCAUAUUUGACAAGGCCAGGAUAAUGAAAUAAGUUGAAAUCUUUGAGUCAAAACUUUUCUUUGUGACAUUCACACCUAUAGUUCUAUUAUUCUCUUUUAGAAUUAUUGAAUCCAAUUUCACCUCAUCAGAUGUUGAUUAUUAGAGUUUUACUGUUUAACUAGAUUUGUAUCAAUUUGUUUGUGUCAUAUUUUUCUUUCUACUAAUUUUAAGUACUAUUGACUGAUGUCUGAGAAAUAAAUAAAUGGUAAAUAAUUGUAUAAUAAUUUUUCUUUUUUUUUUUUUUAAAUAAAGAAAGUUUUAAAAAUUAAUUUUGUUUAUAAAAGAAGAAUGGCAACACUAUUGUUUUUUUUUUGUUUGAAAUCCCCCCCAGCAAUUAGGAAAAUAUCUUUUAAAGCUGAAUUCACUUUAUGAAUCCUCUCAUUAAAAUACAACAACUAAAGGUAUUCCAGUAUUUUUUUUCUCAAGUUUUCAUUUAUAUCAUUUUUUAAAAACUAUUAAACAUCAGCAAUAUAUAUUCAACUAACAUAUAUUUUUAAAAUUCUGUUCACCAGGCAGAGAAAUUUCUCAACAUGCAUUCACAGUUUCAGGAGCUUGGUUUCCAAAGUGAACAAAUCUUCAAGGCCCUCAUUGCCACAGACAUGCACUAUGAUAAGUCACUAGAUAUAUUGACAGCAUGAGCACAUCUGCGGAUUGUUUGGCAACCAGUGCAAAACUUGAGUGCACUCUGGGUCCAAGUUGGUGUGGAUACUUGACAACUUUAAGGUCUAAAAUUCUCUUUACAGGAAAAGAGAAAAAAAAGGAGUACAUUUUCCUAAUGAGUUACUGCAACAUAAACUUUGCGAGUUAACGGCACUGUCUCCUAUAUUAAGCCAUAUACAUGUUUUUUGCAGUCCCUAACAGUUUUCAUGUUGCUUUGAGUAAGCUUUAAUGGUUUCAUUUAAACUGAGUCUGUGGAUACCUAUGAUAUUUAUCAGGUUUUACACUAUAUGAAUGUCAUGAUCUUACCCAGCAACAAUGUUAUUGUUGCCUCUUUGUAGCUGGCACUAAAGGUAGAAAGCAGGCCAACAUUGUCAAAAGCGUUAUCAUUGUAAACGUAAAUUUAGGGCCCUUGCAAAACACUUCACUAAAUUAGCAUUGACAAUGUAAAAUUUUCUCCUAUAAAAAAGCGAGAUGUAUAAUAACUCUUGUAAAAAUUUAAUUUGGGGUGCAUCCCUUUUCAGUUAAUUUUGAAACUGGGCGCAGCCACAAACCAUGAUUUAAAGGCAAAUCUUACUUUUGAAAGAUGUCUUGUUAAAAAAGGUAUUCACUAUUGUCAAAGCUAUAGCCGUUUAUAAAUUAAAAUAAAUUAGGAUCCCUAUUCCAAAAGGGGCCAUUUUAGUUAUCUCUAAAACAUGGGCACAAUAAAAAUCAUUCACAUAAAUAUUCAAUUUAAUUUUUCCAUUAAAAUCUGAAGGAAUUUCCAUUAAAAUUUUUACUAUUGUGAUCUCCGGCACCAAAAGAACUUAUUCUUUAAUAUUUUACAGCAAAUUAGGUUGGAUAACGAACAAACUUUAUUUUAAUUAAUGUCCCAUAAAAAUCUGUUGAAAAACGCCAAAGAUAAAGGAUUUUAUUGAAAAUAAAAUUGGGGACCCCCACGUGCACAAAAAGAUGUGUCUAUAAAUAGUUUGAAAUCCACAGAUAUUUUAAAAGGGAUUAUGAAAAGUAUGUUCACCAAGUUUGGCAUAGAUGCAACAAUUUAUGUUGAAGCUUUCAUUGAAAACUAAGCCUUCAUCUGUAGCUUUGGCUAUUAUAAGGAAAAUACAUUGCAGAAAAACCUACAAUCAUUUGGAACUUUCUAGGAACUUAAGAAAUUUUCAACUCUCGUUUCAUGACAUUAGAGGAAAAUCAUAGAGACUUAAAGAAACAUUAGAAAUAUAAAAAGGACAUUUAUAUUUUCUUCAAACCCUUAUAAAAAAAUAUUCAAACAUUCUAUAAUAAAGUAGAAACUUCAAGAAACUUUUGAAAAAGUUAUAUUCACCAAGUUUGGUUUAGAUCUAUCCAUUAAUUACAAUUUUAUUUAUAUACCUCAUAUAUUAGAGCCCCAAAUCCUGAAGGGGAUAAUUUUUUUUUAAAAUUCAAACCCUGUCAGAAUUUCCUUCUGGAUAUUGAAUAAUAACUAUGUAUCCCAAGUUUGAUCAUGAUCCAUUAAUUCAUUUAGAAAUUUAUGAGGUACAAACAGAUAUAUUUUCUCAUGUAUAUAAAUUAAUGAUUAUUAAACCAGAGAGCUACAUGGAUGAACAUUUAAAAUCUUUUUGAGAGCUUAAAUAUUUAAUUUUUUUUAGUUAAGACAAUCACCUAAUUAAAAAGCACGUUUUACAUACAGGUAUGACGUUUUACAAAUUGAUGAAUAACAGGUGUGACGUUUUAAGGGUAUUUCAUUGUUCAGUAUCUUGCACCUUUUUUAACUGAAACACCACCGCGUCAUUAUCUGAUGUCAGUAAAAAAAAUCUAGACAGAAACUUAUUGUAUGUGGCAUUUAAGAAGUGAAUAGUAUAAUGAAUAUACAGCAGAUAAAUAAUGUAAUAAAAAAAAUAGAAAUCUACCAACGGACUGAAAUAAUUAUUUUUCCAUUUGUAACAAACUGUGCCUUUGAGACAUUGCUAUACUCAUAAAUUCCACCCACCCAUUCAGUGAAUUAGUUUUACUAAAUGCUGAUUCGGGGAUGAAUCGCGCACUUUUGAUUCCCCUUUCCACACAGAAAUCUAAUACUUUAAGUUGGAAAUAAAAUUAAUGAAAGAACUGCCUUCUAGAUAUGUCACAACAAUCUUUAUGCACAUCCCUGAACUAUGUGACAAUUCUAAAGUUUUGUUCAACCCUCCUUACACCAUGCAGCAAUGAACUGUAGUUUCUUAAAAUAGCAAAAUACUUAUUCGACACAUUUAAAGAAUUUGAUUGCAUUAAACGGCCAAUCUGUAUCGUUUAAACAUAGAUCAAAGCUUUAUUUAAAUGCAUGCUGCUACUGCACUAAAAACUUUCCUUUAAUAAAUGUUUGAAAGCACACCUUUAUGAAUAAAUUCUUAUUAAUAAUGCAUACACCAAAAAUAACUUAACUUGAACACCUUAGAAUAGCUUUUACCCACUAAAUUUUAACAUUUUUUAAAGAAAAGCUUUUGAGAUAAGGGGAUUAUGACCAAACUUUCCAGGAACUAUCUAUUGACAUGAGGAAUGACCAUGCCAAAUUUGGUUGUGGUCAAUUGUUUGGUAUUCUUGUGAUUAGUAAACAAACAGUCACAGUUACUCAGAGCUUUACAUAGUAGAUAUGGAAUAGUUUGGCAAGUGUCAGAAUUGACAAUGUAAAAUGUGGUUGGUGGGACUGCAUCCUGAUAUUAGUAUUAUCUCAGACAUUAUACAGUAAAUCUUAUGUUGUUUGAGACAUAGUCUAGACUGGCUAAUGCUAUGUCAGACAUGUUACAGUAAAUCUUAUGUUGUGUCAGACAUAGUACAGACUGGCUAAUGCUAUGUCAGAUAUGUCACUGUGUGACUGGUGAUGUCAGAUAAAAUAUACAACAGGCUCAGAGGUUGGGGCCACAUCUGACUGUUAAACAGUUUAUUUUAAACAUUUGAUCAUUUGAUAUUUAAUACAAUCAAAUUGAUGGAUACACAACGCUAUGACCAUAGUCUGUUUGAAUGUACCGGUACCCCUACUUACCAUUUACUCUAUUAUUUUUUUUUUUAAAUAUAUUAUUAUUGAUUAUAUUGUUGCAAACACAAAUAGUUGUGCAUUAUUUAUCCUAGAGGUGACAGUUGAAACACUACAGUUUUAUUGGAUUUAUAGGUCAUAGUUAAUCCUGUUAGUGAUGGUGAAUUUUGAUUUUUUGAAUUGAAACAGUGAUUGAUUUCCUUAUUAUUUUCACAAUGAUUACUAAAUGACCCUGAUCAAAAAUAAAAAGGAAUAGGUAAAAGUAAAAAUCAUCAAUUAAACCUUUCCUAUUUGGUGAAUUAAAAAGAAUGUCUGGAUAAUUGCUUUAACAGUUGGAAUGACCAAUGUAAGCAAACUGUGGAAUUCAAAAAAAAAAAAUCAUACAUUUUAAAAAUAAAAUUGAUACAUUCAGUCUUUGCAUACUUUAGCACAGGGGUCCUCAAACUAUGGCCCGCCAGAGGCCCUUAAUCUGGCCACCAUAUGGGUACCCAGGUAGCAGUGAUGAAUAUUGGCCAUCGAUUUAGCCAAAAGCAGGCUCAUACUUUCCAUUGAAAUGCUAACAAUGUUCUUCUAAAUUUGUUCUUCAUUUUAAAUAUUAUGUUGUUUUUUUUCAUUUUUUUUUCACUACCGGUACAUAUAAUAUACCUUAUGCAAAGUGCAUAGGAACUUGUUCAGAAUGUUUUCAUACAAAAGUCUGGCUCCAAAGCAGUGUCUGGAGGAUAAUCAACAGGCCCCCUGAUGAAAAGUUUUGAGGACCACUGCUUUAAUGUUUUUUGUUCUGUGGGAACAAGUUUGUUUUUAUUGAGUUUUUUUUAAUUUAUGAAAACAAAUGAGAAGAUGAAGAAGGUAUAUUUUAUUUUGAACAAACAUCCACUAAUAAGGAUACUAUUUAUCAGAAUAAUACAUAUUUAGAGCAAAUAUAUUGGGCUGCUUAAAAACCACGAUUACUUGUUAUCAAUUAACUGUGUUCCCUUAUUGUUAUGUAAAUUUUACUAGUCAUUGAAAAAUAAAUAUUUUCAAAUAAUCUUGUUUGAUACUGAUCAUGUUUUAAGUGACAAAUUAUCAAGGAAUAAAUGGAUGUAAUAUUACAGUGAUUUUAGCUGUACCUAUUUAAAUGAGGACACAGGUUUGGUCAAGUUCAGUUAUAAAUGCAUUUAACAUUGACAUGUUUUUCAACUAUUUCAAACAUCUGAACAUCAGAUAUUCUUUUAUCCAAACCUACCUAUUAUGUGGAUGAUUAUUAUAAAAUAAGGUCAAAUGAUUUGAUCAACACGAAUAAAUAUUAAUCAGCAGACAGUUUUAAAUGAGCCAUUAGAUCAAUCAUGUAAUCUUUUACUUAUGGCAAAGACAAUUUGUAUUGCCUUCCUAACAUAAUUGUAUGAUUUUUUUACAAGUCUCAUAGCUUAAAUUCUAUUGGAGUUUGAGAACAGCAUUCCUCCUGUGUAGUAUUUGCAUUAUUCAUAAAAUGAUACCAUCAUCAGUGGCACUUCAGCCCAUUUAGGGUCCUGGCCUGCUUCACCACAUCCUUCCAUUCGGAUGUAUCCGUGGCUUGCCGCCUCCAUGUGUGACCCCAAAACUGGUGUAAGUCCUUCUCUACAUCAUCGAUUCAUCUCAGUCUAUAAAAAAAAAAACUAGUUAAAUGGUUGAUGAACAUUUAUUUAUAUUCCUACCAGUAUUUAUUAAUCAUUUUUGGACGUGCUUUGUGCUAUAAAUAUUCAUUUUUUUUUUCUUUCAUUUAAAAUUCAUUGUUCACAAAUUCAAUUUCUGGUUCUUUGAUUAAUCUAGUAUCUUCAUGGAAUCACUUUUAGGUCUCUUGGUGGCACUAUAUAAAAAAAAUGGACAAAAGUUUAAGCAUUUCAUUAUUUUGAUUAGGACUAGUUUGGUUUUGAAGUCCAUCCAAAAUAUUUUUUUAAGUAAUUAUAGAUGAGUUUGGAGUCCACAAAGAAUGCUUUAGUAUCUAUAGAAUUGUAUUUUUAUGGCUUUACAUGAUUUAUGUUCCAGUCUACCAAAGUGCUCCCUGAAUCAUUCUGUUUUGAUCUACCCAUUAUGUCUUUUUUAUACCUGGGUUGUCUAAUAUUUACUCUAGCUCAGCAUCAUCAUUAGGUUCUUAAUACUGGCUUGAGAUACAUUAAAUGACCCUGUUUAAUACUCUUUACAUGUUUAACUUUUCAAUGCCUUAUAAAAAAAAUUUUUAUUUUUUUUUUAAAGUUCUCACAAUGAACAAAAAUACAAUAAAGUAAAAAAUGUGCUUGCUUGUCAUGAAACUUUUAGGGCUGUGAAAAUUUAGCCCUUGUGCCAGACAGAAUGUUUUGACUGAUAACUCAUGCAGAAACAUUACCAAUAAUUCAUCACAGGAUGCUUUUGACAGACGUUAAUUAGCAAAGGAUGCAGUUGAAUUGGCUGAAGAAUAAUUACCAAUGUCAAAUUUGUUUUAACCAGGGCAGUUGCAGUCCUCUGCAAAUAGUGAUUUAUGGGAGCCAUACUGCAUCCUGGAAUGACUAGAAUUGUAGGACCCAUUGAAAACUGAAGAGGGUGCCACAGCCCAGUGUCCUCCUACCAUCUCCUUCACCAACUCUCUUUCCAUGGGUGCAAGUCACCCAAUACCGCUCUCCCCCCUUCCACAUCCUAUACAUUGUAUAAAAUCAAAUAGACAGUUGGUUUUGGCUUCAAACAGGCCAUCUGCAAGUGUCCAUUUGCUGUGUCCUAUUGACUGCAGAGUUCUUAUGGAAUUUUCCACACAUACCAGUUUCAAUUUUACUGGCCAUGACAGAAUGUUUCUGACCAGUUGACAUGCAUGCUUUUUAUUUAAAUAUGCAUCUCAUUGAUAUAUUACAAAAAAAGUUAAAUAAUCUGCACCGUGAGCUGGUGGUAACAGCAGACAGCCAUGCAGCCCAAUCAUUUCUUCUUCAGUCUACUGACUGUGCUAAUUCAGUUUUAAUAUGUUGCUCAUAGUAUGUCGGCUUCAUUUGAGAUUUUUUCUUUCUGAAUUGAUAUUCUAGUUUUGUACGGGUUCUGUAGUGUAGACUGAUGUUUACAACUUACUUCUAUAGUGUAGACUGAUGUUUAAAACUUACUUCUAUAGUGUAGACUGAUGUUUACAGCUUACUUCUAUAGUGUAGACUGAUGUUUAUAGCCUACUUCUAUAGUGUAGACUGAUGUUUACAGCUUACUUCUAUCAUGUAGACUGAUGUGUACAGCUUACUUCUAUAGUGUAGACUGAUGUUUACAGCUUACUUAUAUAGUGUAGACUGAUGUUUACAGCUUACUUCUAUCAUGUAGACUGAUGUGUACAGCUUACUUCUAUAGUGUAGACUGAUGUUUACAGCUUACUUCUAUACUAUAGACUGAUGUUUACAGCUUACUUCUAUAGUGUAGACUGAUGUUUAUAGCCUACUUCUAUAGUGUAGACUGAUGUUUACAGCUUACUUCUAUGGUGUAGACUGAUGUUUACAGCUUACUUUCAGCUAUCAUUGAGAAAGUCAGAUUAGAAAGAAAACAUCUUAAGUUUCAUUUAUGUAAAGAUUUCACUCAUAAAAUUCCAAAAGUUAAAUGGCUCUUUCUUGAAACUUGGGCCAUGGAAUUGACUUAGGCAAAAUUUUAUGUGUUCAGUGUAUUGAAUAAUUGUUAGAUGGAUUUUGUCAUCUUGUUUAAACUUUGUUAUCAAGAACAUCGCUUAUUUGAGACUUACAUGAGUGUGAUUCACAUAAAAUGUAUCAGUUGUUGGAGAAUGCUGUUUAAGAGUUUUAUAUAUAAAAUAUAUUCUAUCAAGCAAGGAAUACUUUAAAUUUCAAGGCAAUGAGUUACAAAAUAAAUGGCAGAAUGAAGAGAUUAACUUUGGUAACAAGAAAGAAGGCUGUGUAACUUCCUAAAAUGAUGUGUCCAAGAUUCUGCCUAAAUGUAGGCUUAUAAUAUAAUGGUCCUGAGUUUAUGUCAGGCAGAGCUUUGAUUGGUGUUAAGCCUGAUCCUUUGAAAUUAUUUAUUUAUUAAUUUUUAUUUUAUUUGAAGUUCUUUGAUAAGAUAAAAUGUUUGGUUUUUUUUUUUUAUCAUGGCUUG